AUGAGCGUGGCACAAAUACCGCCGCCGCCCGCGGUGCAAGUGCAACGGGAGACGUCCGAAGCCGAGGACAGCAACUCUGACUUCCUGUCAGUAAAACUCGUCAACCCGCGUGCACGCGUCAAACUCUCCGCCCCACUCGACCUGACCCCCUUCCCCUCCUCCGGCCACCUCUUCGCCAUCGCCCCCCACGCGCGCCACUUCGCCGCCAUCACAGCGAACUGUGUAUUGGCCGUAUCGCCGCUGGACGACUUGAGGGCGGCGCUGUACGGCGCGGACGACGGUGAUGGCGGGACGUUCGCGUGCAAGAGGACGGUCGAUCUGGGCGGGUGGGGCGUACCGCAUUAUAUUCUGUUUGCGUGUGGGGAUCGCAGGUUGUUGGUCGGAUACGUCCAGGGGCCGGUUCAGGUGUUUGACGCGCAAACAUUAUUUACGGCUGGGAGUGGGGACGUGCAGCCGCUGCACACGUUCCCGAGCACGACGAGUACGGCUGUGCGCCAGAUGCACGCGAAUCCGAAUGCGGAGGCGGGGCUGAGCGAGCUGGUGGCGGUGCUGCGGGAGCCGGACGGGAGCGGGGACAGUCUGCUGGUCGAGGUUGUCGAUGUCGUGGGUAUGAAGAGCGUGUGCGGGUGGAGGGGCGGCGGGACGAGCGAGACCUUUCCCACCUCCCUGAGCUGGUCGCCCAAAGGCAAACAACUCGCCCUCGGCCUCCAAUCCGGCUCCCUCCUCACCUUCACCCCCUCCGCGCCCUCCACCCCAAAAUCCUUCGUCCCCUCCCCGCCCCCCGCGUCCUUCCCGCCGCCCUUCAACACGAGCCCCACGCCCCUCGCGCUCCUGCACACCUCCUGGCUCAGCACGCCCGACUUCUACGGCAUAUACGCGCCGCCGGGCGCGACGGCGGACCCGAACGUCGAGCAGGCGCAUGUGGUCGUCACCUAUGAUGCGAAAAGGCCGGACGUGGCGCGGGACGUGGUGCUCCCGAUCAACUUUUUUACGAGCGGGUUGAGGCCGCCCGGCGCGUUUGUGGUGUGCUUGAGGGGGUGGGAGCCGAUGCGGCUGUUGUUGGUCGUGGGGGACACGACGAGCGCGGAUAUCGCGCUCGUUUCGUUGGUAGCCGAGAACGGCGUCGAAGCGUGGAAACGCCUCUCCCUAGAAGACGCCGCGACGCCCUCGAUGCCCCUCGACACCGAAUCGAACGAGACCGUCCUCCUCGGCCUCGAGCUCGACGCGCACAACGACCGGCCGUACACGCAUGCCACGCCGAGCGGCGAGGGGCUCGAGGUGCCGCCGCCGCCGAUCGUGCUGGCGUAUGCGAGCGACGGGACGGUGCUGGGGUGGCAUGUGGUUAAUACGACUGGGACACGGUAUCCCGGUAUGGCUGCCGCCACCGCCGCCGCAUCCGUGGGCAUGCAGCCCGAACCUCAGCCAGUCCAACAACAGGCUAGUGGAGGGAGUACGGGAGGAUUCGGCGCGUUCGCGGGGAACGGCGCGAGCGCGUUCGGACAGUCGGCGUUCGGACAGGCCGCUGCCAAACCGACGUCCGGCUUUGGACAGAGCGCGUUCGGAGCGACAGGGUUCGGCCAGACGUCUCAGCCCGCCCAAUCUUCAGGCAGUGCGUUCGGAGGAGGAGGGAGCGCAGGCGGCGGCGCCUUCGCAGCGUUCGCCUCUAAACCCGCCGCAUUCGGACAAAGCGGCUUCGGCUCAUCCACGCCCUCACCAUCCGCAUUCGGCCAGACGGGAUUCGGCUCGUCCACCCCCUCGGCAUUCGGCGCGUCCAGCACCUCGUCCUCGGCGUUCGGCCAGCCCCGCGAGCCCGCGCCGCAGAUGGAGCAGUCCAACUCGGUCAAUAUGGCGGACGAUAAUGUUAUGGGCGGGUUGUCGAUGGGGCUGGGCGGGGAGGGGAGUACGGAGGGUAAGACGAACGCUGCGUUUGGAGCUUUCGGAGGGGGAGGCUCAAGCGGAGGCGGAGGGGGCGCGUUUGGGGGGUCGAAUGGAGGAAGCGCGUUCGGGACGAGCGGGACGGGCGCGUUCGGCGGUGGAGGAGGGGGGCCGAGCGCGUUCGCAGCCGCCGCGCAGAAAGGGAGCGUAUUCGGCCAGCCAACUCAGCCUACAUCGGCAUUCUCAGCCGGCGGCAGCAGCGGCGGCGCAUUCAGCUCAGCACCCUCUCAACCUGCGCCAGCAUUCGGACAGUCCAGCUUCGGCUCCGCAACGACCGGGAGCGGGGCAGGGACGGGCAAGCCCGCGUUCGGACAAAGCGGCUUCGCAGCCAAAGCCGCGUUCGGGCAAUCUGGCUUCAGCGGCGGGGCCGGGACGGGCAGCCCGAUGAGCACGACGCCGAUAUCGGCCACUGCUCCCUCGGGUGGUGCGUUCUCGGCUUUUGCGGGCGGGACGACGGCGUUCGGCAAGCCCGCUGCUCCUGCUCCUACUUCUACUACGACGACGGCACCGACUGCGGCGCCGAGCGGUGGAGGGUUCGGCGCGUUCGCGAGUGCGGGGCCUAGUGCGUUUGAGCAGGCGGGUGCGGGAGGGGGAGGAGGUGGGAAGCCGGCGUGGAGGACGGAGGGGGAGGGGGAGAUGAAGGCUGCGCCUGUUUUUGGCGGGUCGGGCGCUGGUGGUGCGGGGUCGGGGUCGGUGUUUGGCUCGUCGACGACGUCUGGGUCUGUGUUUGGCAGUACGACGCCGACUGCCGCGCCACCCGCCUCCUCGGCGACAGAACCGCGUACGCCCGCGCCUCUUGCGGCACCUGCGUUUGGAUCGCCGUCCUCGCCUACGCCCAACUCCCCGCUCUCGCCGCCCGACACGCCCGUGCAGGCCAACGCCACCACCACCACGCCCGCCGGCCCACCCCAGUCAUUCAAACCCACCCCUUCACCCGCACCCGCAACAGUUGAUCCGUCGACGACCACGCCCGCCGGCCCGCCGCCCAGCAGCACAUUCGCGCACCUUGCGCGCCCGAGCGCGUUCACGAGCAGCACGAACGCGUUCGGCGCUGCACUCAAUAAAGAUAGUCCAUUCGCGAGAGCCGCGAGCGGGGCGAAUGCUCCUCUAGUCAACAACGCGUUCUCGGGGUCGGCGUUUGCGUUGCCGACGAGCACUACGCCCACGUCGGCGCCUGGAUUCGGAGCUGGGGCUGGGGGUGGGGGGAGCGUGUUCGGGAAGAGCGCGUUUAGCGGGCUCGGGAAGGAUAGUCCGUUUGCUGCUAAGGGGGCGAAGGAGAGCACGACAACGCCGAAGGAGACGCCGCCGCCGUCUGCUGCUGCGAGCAGUGCGUUUUCGGCGUUUGGGGGGAGCGUGAGCGCGUUUGGGAAGGUCGGAGGCGGGAGUAAGGGGAAGAGUUUUAGUGAGAUGUUGAAGGAAGGAGGAGGGGAGGGUGGAGAUAAGAAUGAGGGGAAGGAGGGGAAGGAGGAGGGGAAGAAGCCCGCGAGCGCGUUUCCGGCUGUGAAGAGCGCGUUUGCUGUUUCUAUUGCGGGCAAGGAUGCAGGGGAGGGUGGGGGAAAGGGCAAGGGCGUGAAGAAGGAGGACUCGGCGGGCAGUUUGGCGGAUAGCUAUGUUGAUGUGCGCGAGGAGGACGCCGGGAGCGAUGAGGAGCCUGAGGGGAGCGGGAGCGAGGAUGAAGGCAGCCAGGGACCUGGAGGAAGGGACGAGAUUGAUGACUUUUUGUCGGAUGAUGAGGAGGGCGAAGAAGAGGAGGAGGGUGAUGAGGAGUACGACGAGGAAGAGGAGGAAGAGCACGAAGUCGAAGAGGGCCUCGAGGAUAUACCGGAGGAAGACGAGGAGCCCACGACGACGAUGCCCGCGCUCAAGCUCGAGCCGCCUACACCUGACAAGAAGGGCAAGAUCAAAGGACAGAGCACGACGCCGCCCGGCUCGCCCUCGCGUUCGCCAUCGCCUACCCCCUCGACUAAGAUCGCACAGCCUACACCCACACUCCCCGGCUCGAGCUCAACGAUCGGCCUCGGACGCCCCAGCUCGCGCCCAACACGCAGCUCGCCCCUCGCAUCGACCGUCUCAAGCGCCUCCGACGGCGGCGACCCCUCCAAAUCUGACUCCUCCAAACCAGACGAUAAGCCCAACAAGCCUCGCCCCGCAUCCCCCAAAACGCCCUUCGGCAUGCUCCCGCCCACCGCUCCCAAGCUUAAGGUCUCGCCUUCAGCAUUAACGGCGGAGUUGCCGGCGGAUAAGGAAGAGAUGAAGAAGCCCUCGCCCGUGGCGGGCAGACCGAAGACGCCGCCUGCUACUGCGUUGUUCGGAUUUGGCGGGAGCAAGCCUGCCUCUACGGCUACUGCUGCGCCGGGGGUGGCGAAUAAGGAAGGAGCGUCGCCUGUGCUGGCGCCGAGCCCGUCGACGCCGUCGUUGUUCGGCGGGUUCAAACCUGGUGGUCUAUUCGGCGCGCCUCCGUCCCAGGCUACUCCGCCGUCCCAGCCUCAGCAGCCGCAGACGGCGCACAAGCUGUUCAACCCGCCGCCGCCGCUGGGUCAGGGAUCGUUGUUCGGUGCGCCGCCUACGCCGGUCAGCUCGACGUCCAAACCGUCUACGCCUGUACCUGCACCGGUGCAGCCGGAGGAGAAGCUGGAGCCGCUGCAGGCGGAGUUUUUGAAUUUGUUUUUGGGGCUGAAUAAGGAGCUCGAGGAGCUCGGUGCGCUUGCGCAAGAUGCGGAACGUCGGACGCAGGAGAUGAUCAAUCCGCCGCCUGCACCGCCUGGGAGGGUCGUGCCUACUAUGGAUAUGGUGCAGAGUGUUGGCAAGCAGGUGCACGGGCUCGUGGAUGAUCUGGAGUACUUGCGGACGUCGUUCGAGGAGGAUCAAGGGUUUGUGCGCGAGCUUGAGACGGGCUUACUUCGGGCCAAAACGCGCAAGGAGGUCGUGGCGAAGUUCGAUGCUGCGAAGGACGAUGAGGGGUACUCGAGGAUUAUGAAGAGCCAGUCGCUUAACCCGGACCAUAGCGAGCAGCAGACGCAGCUCCGGCGAAGCAUUCGCACCAUCACCGAGCGCGUUGCACAGCUCGAAGGCAAGCUCCAAGCCGACAAGCGCCGCCUCGAAGAAACCCGCCUGGGCAAGAGCCGCAUCAAGCCUCCCUCACUCGACACCGUGAACCGCACGCUCCGCAACAUCGAUAUGACCAUCGAGCAGCAAAGUGCAGAAAUCGCCGGCCUGUCCGCGCGCGUAUCGAAGCUCGACCUGGCAACGAGCAGAAGGCCGUCGCGCGCACGUUCGCACCGCGAUCGCGCCACCCCCGAGCCCACACCCCGACCGCGCGCGGUGACGCCCAGCAUCGCAGAACGCACGGCUGCGGCGCUUACAGCUGAGCGCGCCGCGUUCAAGCUGAAAGCCGCGCUGCUCAACGCGCGCUCCGAACCGCUCCUGAACACCAAAGCGCUCAACGCCCCGCCCGCUCUACACGCCUUCGCCGACCCAUCACGUCCCGCGCCCAUAUCAGCGCCCAGCGCCUCCGACUUCUUCUCCACGCCCUUCACGCUCCCUCCGCUAUCCGUGUCGGGAGACUUGACGGCGCCGGGGCCGACUGCGGGGAGGAAGAGGAUGGCGAGCGCGACGCACCAGAAGAGCGUGCAGAUUAAGCCGCAUGCUGCUCCUGUUGCGGGUAUUGGUGCGACGCCGACGCCGCUUGGGAGUGCGUUGCCCAAGCCGCCGGCGUUUGAUUGGGGGCCGUUGCCGGGUGUCAAGCCUGCGACGUCGUUGGCGGCUGAUUUGAGGACGCCGCCGAAGAUGGGGCGGUGA
Molecule: messenger RNA, 5733 nt
Organism: Peniophora sp. CBMAI 1063
Lineage: Eukaryota; Fungi; Basidiomycota; Agaricomycetes; Russulales; Peniophoraceae
Source: the annotation of a GenBank genome assembly